Ricinus communis (castor bean) is the source of this 2738-nucleotide messenger RNA. RefSeq names its product mediator of RNA polymerase II transcription subunit 23. Gene Ontology annotation, biological process: regulation of transcription by RNA polymerase II; positive regulation of gene expression. The transcript has 11 exons. The record is from RefSeq and is a predicted model, not a curated record. Lineage: Eukaryota; Viridiplantae; Streptophyta; Magnoliopsida; Malpighiales; Euphorbiaceae. Gene Ontology annotation, cellular component: transcription regulator complex; mediator complex. The coding region runs from base 188 to 1399 and encodes 403 amino acids.
ACGACAUGCAGUUAUCACUAAAUUGGAUAUCGGGCCCCGACCCAAAAUUCAAAAGAAGAAAAUCAUACCGGAAUUACCCGUCUAGACUUUCAAACUGCAGCAAGUGAAUUGUUCUUCACUGGUCGCUUAACAAGAAAAUUCUAUUUCUAUACAGAAAAAUGAAGUGAGAAAGAAAUCCAGAAGAAAAAUGGACCAAAACCAGAGAUCAAUAGCAGCUACAACAGCUGCUUCUCGUGGUUACCAGUUCCAGCCGGCCCGUGCUGCCAUUAUCGAUCUCUUUAAUCUCUAUUUAGGAGUAAUUUACUUCCCUAUCCGUGUCACCUUUUUUUUUUUCAAUUUUUUCUUGCAGAGAAGUAGCCGCCAAAAACAUGACGAUUCAACACGCGAACCACCGAACAAAACACAAAAGCGAGUACUUGCUCUCAACAGAGAGUUACCUCCCCGAAACGAGCAAUUCCUUAUAAAUUUUGAACAACUGCAGAGCCAGUUUCCGGAUCAAGAUCAGCUGCGAUCUGUCACCGAAUCAGUGCUUAUAUCUUUAGUUAUUCAGUGUUGUAACCAUGCCCCUCGUGCAGAAUUUCUCCUUUUUGCACUGAGGAGCUUAUGUAGUAUAGGGUAUAUUAACUGGGAUACCUUCUUGCCAUCUCUGCUUUCUUCUGUAUCCUCUGCGGAAAUGUCAGCUGGUCAAGCUGGUCAAACUGUGUCAGCUGUCUCAUCUAUGAAUUCCUCGCAGAAUGUGAUACUUCCUUCUUCUAGUGCAAUCCCUAAUUCAUCAAAUUUUCAACCUUCGAAUCCUACAUCUCCAUUGGCUUCGGUACAUGGUAUUGGUUCUCCUGUUCAGUCUGCAAUUGAACCGUCUUUGCUUGCAACAGUGUCUCCUGUUAAAUCUUCUGAUAUUUCUGGUAAUGGGCAACCUUCUACAUCAAGAGUUAACUUAUCUAGUAGGGAUAAUGCUAUAUGUAGCCUACGCCAACUAUGCUGUAAGAUUAUUUUAACUGGUCUUGAGUUUAAUUUGAAGCCAGCUACUCAUUCUGAGAUUUUUCAUCAUAUGUUGAAUUGGCUGGUUAACUGGGAUCAAAGACAACAUGGAGUUGAUGAAUCUGAUAGUGCAAGUUGGAGCCUGCAAUACAAACUGAGGACAGGAUUUUUGAGUUACCUCAGUCGCCCAAGUCAACCAAAAAUCCCUAAUUUGCCUGAUCUUGCAAAUUCCAUUCAGAGGGGAAGUUUGGAUUGGGAAAGAGCUUUGCGGUGUAUAAGGCAUGCUCUACGCACUACUCCAUCACCUGACUGGUGGAAGCGAGUGCUACUUGUGGCUCCCAGCUAUAGGAGUCCUGCUCAUGGGCCUACUCCUGGGAAAACCGUCCUCAUGUUGUUUUUCUGUUUAUGGGGUACAUUAUGAUCAUGGUCUUGUAGGAAGUUGAAGAGGUAUCACGAGCUUCAUCUCCCUAUCUUGGGCAGUUUAAGAAAGGGGAACCAGGUGAUCUCUAUUCUUUUUCCUUUUAAAGUCGUAUAUUGAUUUGAUGAUCAGAUAACUACUUUCUUUUUCUCCACCACCAGAGUAUUCUGCCUAUUACACGGAAGCUGGGUGAGAGGGUGAUUGAAAAUUGUAUUUCAAAGCUUGUACCCUACAUGCAUCAAGGAGUGCAAUAUGUGGGCUUUCCUUUAGAUGAUUAUGGUAAACUUGUUGCCUGUAUAUGUGCGCAAAAUCGUGGGACUCCGGAUCACAAUAAAGUAAAUUCUUUUCAAGGUACCAGUGUUGAGAAACAUCUGGUAUGCUUCUUGUAAUGGUUGCAUAAUUAUGUCUCUUAUGAUUGAUACUUGUGACUUAAUUUAAAUUCUUUUUUAAAUGAUCCUGCAAUGGUUGUUGAAAAUUUUCUAGAUGUUUCAUGUGUCAUUUAAUUUCCUGGGAUAAGAAGAGCAGUUGCAAUCAAGGGAUUUGUAAUUCAUCUUCAGUCAACCAGUCUCUCAAGUCUGGGCAUGUUUGUUCUCAACAAUGGAGAGGUAGAAAAAUCGGAGAAGGAAAAUCUAGGAUGAAAAAGGCUUGUUUAGCUCCGGAUGAUGGUAAACCUUUUGUUGAGAAUUUGAUUGGUUCCAGAAUCAAAGUCUGGUGUGCAGAAGAACAUGCUGCAGAUCAUAUUACACGUUUCACGGAAUAUACAUAAAUCCAGCACAACAAAUAUUUAGCUUUUUAUUGUGCUUUCAUUCGUAGAAAGCUAUGUCUAUCAGGGUCUUCUGUAAUAACUUUGACAUUUUACAACAAUAUAUAUGGAGAUGGUGAAGUGAGAAUUCAGAAGUCAUGAUGUGGGUAACAACUCAAUAGUUGGUGAAGACAGUUGGCUACCAUAUAUCCCUAAUAUAGAGCAAACCAUGACGACAAGUGAAGUGAUGUUUUUAACACGUAGCUAAAAUCACGUAGUGUUAGUAACAGUAAUGUAUAUGGAGAUGGUGAAGUGAGAACUCAGAAGUCAUGAUGUGGGUAACAACUCAAUAGUUGGUGAAGACAAUUGGCUACCAUACAUCCCUAUAUUCUCCUCAUCCCCAAACACACACGCUCAGAAAGAAAAAAUAAAAAAGCAGUACUCAUCAUCAUUAUUAUGAAUAAACUUGUUCUUCUGUGUCCCAUCAAUUAAAAGAUGAUCAUAAUAGUUCAGUCAAAAGAAAUCUGAAAUAUGUAUUUAUAUGAAUGAUCAAAUUAAGAUAUACGUCUAUUGGUAGGUAGGGUAUGAUAGAAAUUUACA